AUGCAAAUCUUUGUUAAAACCUUGACCGGCAAGACCAUCACAUUGGAAGUCGAAUCUUCCGACACUAUCGACAACGUUAAGUCCAAGAUCCAAGAUAAGGAGGGAAUUCCUCCAGACCAGCAAAGAUUGAUUUUUGCUGGUAAGCAAUUGGAAGACGGCAGAACCUUGUCUGACUACAACAUCCAAAAGGAGUCCACUUUGCACUUGGUUUUGAGAUUGAGAGGUGGUAUGCAAAUCUUCGUUAAGACUUUGACCGGUAAGACCAUCACUUUAGAGGUUGAGUCUUCUGACACCAUUGACAAUGUUAAGUCCAAGAUCCAAGACAAGGAGGGAAUCCCACCUGACCAGCAAAGAUUGAUCUUCGCUGGUAAGCAAUUGGAAGAUGGCAGAACUUUGUCCGACUACAACAUCCAGAAGGAGUCCACCUUGCAUUUGGUGUUGAGAUUGAGAGGUGGUAUGCAAAUUUUUGUUAAGACUUUGACCGGUAAGACUAUCACUUUAGAGGUUGAAUCGUCCGACACCAUUGACAACGUUAAGUCCAAGAUCCAAGAUAAGGAGGGAAUUCCUCCAGACCAGCAAAGAUUGAUCUUCGCUGGUAAGCAAUUGGAAGAUGGCAGAACUUUGUCCGACUACAACAUCCAAAAGGAGUCCACUUUGCACUUGGUUUUGAGAUUGAGAGGUGGUAUGCAAAUUUUUGUUAAGACUUUGACCGGUAAGACUAUCACUUUAGAGGUGGAGUCUUCUGACACCAUUGACAACGUCAAAUCUAAAAUUCAAGACAAGGAGGGAAUCCCACCUGACCAGCAAAGAUUGAUCUUCGCUGGUAAGCAAUUGGAGGAUGGCAGAACCUUGUCCGACUACAACAUCCAAAAAGAAUCUACUUUGCACUUGGUUUUGAGAUUGAGAGGUGGUAUGCAAAUCUUUGUUAAGACUUUGACCGGUAAGACCAUCACUUUAGAGGUUGAGUCUUCGGACACUAUCGACAACGUCAAAUCUAAAAUUCAAGACAAGGAGGGAAUCCCACCUGACCAGCAAAGAUUGAUCUUCGCUGGCAAGCAAUUGGAAGAUGGCAGAACUUUGUCCGACUACAACAUUCAGAAGGAAUCCACUUUGCACUUGGUGUUGAGAUUGAGAGGUGGAAACUAA
Clavispora lusitaniae ATCC 42720 is the source of this 1146-nucleotide messenger RNA. RefSeq names its product ubiquitin (gene UBI4). Gene Ontology annotation, biological process: modification-dependent protein catabolic process; protein ubiquitination. Gene Ontology annotation, molecular function: ubiquitin protein ligase binding; protein tag activity. The record is from RefSeq and is a predicted model, not a curated record. Gene Ontology annotation, cellular component: nucleus; cytoplasm. NCBI's taxonomy places the organism in Eukaryota, Fungi, Ascomycota, Pichiomycetes, Serinales, Metschnikowiaceae.